AGUUUUUUUACCGAGAGAGGGAGAGAGUGAUAAGAAGAAAAGAGAGCGUUUUUCUGGAGAGAAGAGGGGAAGGAAAGCUUUUUUUUUUUUCUUUUUUUUUUGUAGAGAAAAGGGAAAAGGAGGAUUUGGAUAUAAUUUGGGGAGACUUGGACGAGAAAUCGAAUCCAUGAAGAACUGAUGUCAUCCUCUUAGUAUGGACUCCCACCGGCCUCUCAAAUAUGGAUUAGCUGAUCCAAAAUCAUCUCCUCCCCCAUAUUCUACAUGGACAGUGCACCGCAUGAAAUUUGAUCUUGGGAACUCACCAAACUCACCUCUUUCUACUCAUUUCGAACCUGAUACUUUAUCAAUACCGGGCAACAGCCAGGAGCUACAAUACAGUUCUACAGAGACCAUCUCAGGGCACAGCCCCUCUCGAUACUCAUCUCCACUCAAUCAAUCUCAACAAGUUCAAAUUCGAGAGAGCACUCAAGUUUGUUCCCCAUCACCCUACUCAGUUUCAAGCCAGAGCAUGAGAUAUGCUCUUCAAGAAAUAGAGACAGUUCUUAUGGCUCCUGACACUGAAGAAGGAACAACCAGCUCUAACCCUGAGCCUGAUGAUAAGAAGCAGCCUCAACCUCAGCUGAUAAAGCAGCGGUCUCGAACUUGGAGUCCUGAGAUCCAGCAAAUGAGCCAAGAGAUUAUCCGACCAGAGAAGCGGCAAAGAGAGACAAGGGAACUCACAAGGAGUGGCAAUGAUGUGAAGCAGCUUCUCAUCAAGUGUGCUGAAGCCUUAGCUGAGAACCGAAUAAAUGACUUUGAAACGUUGAAAGAAGAAACACGAACCUUUGUUUCUAUAAAUGGGGAGCCUAUCCAGAGGCUCGGUGCUUAUAUGCUCGAAGGUCUGGUAGCUCGUCGUGAGAACUCAGGCACUAAUAUCUACCGAGCUCUAAGGUGUCAUCAGCCAGAGAGUAACGAACUCCUGUCCUACAUGAAAAUUUUAUAUGACAUCUGCCCUUACUUCAAAUUUGGAUACAUGGCUGCCAAUGGAGCUAUAGCCGAAGCACUGAGGAACGAGGAUAAGAUACACAUCAUAGAUUUCCAGAUUGCACAGGGCACACAAUGGAUAACUCUGAUACAGGCUUUAGCCGCUAGACCUGGUGGACCCCCUCAUGUUAGAAUCACAGGAAUUGACGAUCCAGUAUCAGAGUAUGCUCGAGGAGAUAAUUUACAACCAGUUGGAAAAAUGUUAUCUGACAUGUCCAAGAAAUUCAACAUUCCUCUCGAAUUCACCCCUCUGCCAGUCUAUGGACCUGCUGUUAAAAGAGAGAUGCUCGAUAUAAGGCCAGGAGAAGCUCUCGCUGUUAAUUUCACUCUCCAGCUUCACCAUACUCCAGAUGAGAGUGUCGAUGUGAAUAACCCUAGAGAUGGGCUGCUGAGGAUGGUGAAGGGUUUAUCGCCAAAAGUGACGACUUUAGUCGAGCAGGAAUCAAACACUAAUACAACACCAUUCCUGACGAGGUUUGCUGAGACCCUAGAUUACUAUUCUGCCAUGUUUGAAUCAAUUGAUGAUACAUUGCCAAGGGAUAGUAAGGAGAGGAUCAGUGUGGAGCAGCAUUGCUUAGCGAAGGAUAUCGUGAAUGUAGCAUUGGGGAAAUGGAGAUCGAGGCUAAGUAUGGCAGGGUUUAAGCCUUACCCUUUGAGCUCCUAUGUGAAUUCUGUGAUCAAGACUUUGUUAGGGUAUUACAAAGAUAAGUACACUUUGGUUGAGAAGGAUGGAGCUCUGCUGCUUGGUUGGAAGAACAGGAAUUUGAUCUCUGCAUCAGCUUGGCACUGAGAUGUAAGUUUUAGGGAAUAAUUGUAGAAUACGGAGCGUAGAGAUCUAAACACUGAGCACAACUUAAAACCAUCGUAUUAUAUGUAUCUUUGUAGUGAUGUAUUAAUGUCAUGAUGCAGGGAGGUGUUGUUCAUUUGAUGUUGUAUGUGAUAUCGUGUAAAUUCUGCAUCUAUUUGUAAUCUAUAUAAUCUAUAUAUCGGUUGGAUAAAUGAAGUUUAUUUUA
Asparagus officinalis (garden asparagus) is the source of this 2036-nucleotide messenger RNA. RefSeq names its product chitin-inducible gibberellin-responsive protein 1-like. NCBI's taxonomy places the organism in Eukaryota, Viridiplantae, Streptophyta, Magnoliopsida, Asparagales, Asparagaceae. Gene Ontology annotation, biological process: regulation of DNA-templated transcription. The record is from RefSeq and is a predicted model, not a curated record. Gene Ontology annotation, cellular component: nucleus. Gene Ontology annotation, molecular function: sequence-specific DNA binding; DNA-binding transcription factor activity.